AGGGAAACCUUCGACCCGUCCAGGAGUAUACCAGUCAGAAGUACACUGCCUUCACUCAUUUUCUACUCUCUUUCAUUGUAUAAGGAGAGCUGUCAUUUUGAUACCCUUUCUGUUAUUCGAACAUAUACCUUUGUUUUUGCAAGCCUGCAUGUUCACUUGUUACUUGUGACUCGAAUCGUUACUUCACAUUUCAGGAGACUUCUUCCUUCAGAGUAAGUUGGGCCAUUCUCAUACACGCAUUGGUGUCUAUUGCCCCCAUUUAUUGGCUGUCAAUCUGUCUCCGCUAUUUUCUGGAACUCUUCACAGUCACAACGGCUUUUAAUCCUCCCUUGUUCCUGGAUAUCCAAGGAAGCUUCUGAACUAUCAAUCUUCCUCGCCCUUGCAGCGCUACGCAUUAGGUUGUCCGGAAUUCCUUCUCGGGAUCUAAUAACUGCUCUAUAAGGCUCCAAUUUCAAUUGACUCAGUUCCUCGACUUUCCCUCUUUACACAUCCCCUUGUCCCUCUUCAUUCUGGCAGCCGGGACAUUUGAUAUUGGUGUUGAGACUUGGCCUUUGGCACCUUACAGUCCCUCGUGGACCUCGCCUCACACCUUUUGAUUUUCCAACUCAACGAGUUGCACAGUUAUUCAUCUCACUGGCUCUCUUAGAGUUGUCGCAAGCGUCUCUAUAGUCCAGAUCACUAGUACUUCUACCAAACCAAUAUCACGGCUAGUGAGGCUUUCAAUACAUUCUGCACUCACCUCUACAACCACUGAAUUCUUGAAUCAGCACAUGGGAUUAUUGGACACCUGGCUAGCUAUUUAAUCAAAUUAAAGAAUGCAUGUUGUCAAGUCACUGACAUUUGGUUCUGGUUUAGAUUUGUCUGUUAUCAUCUAUUAUCACGUAUAUAAUUCCCAUCUCGGAUACUUAACUUAAAUACCCACUAGACAACAUGGGAGCAACAGUAGCCGAGUUUAUGGCUGCAGAGGCUGAGAAGGACAAAUUAGCAAUCGUCAAUCAAAAAGUAGAAAGUACGAGAGCUUUUAAACCUGUUAGCCUUGACCUUUACUAAUCUGGUGAUAGGUCUCAAUGCGAUUAGCAGCCUCAUCUCGGAGCUUGGUCCGUAUAUAGAUGGCGAGGCAUCGAUGGAAGAUUGCCAAAAAGGUGCAAUUCAUUUGAAAACAUAAUUUUCAAACAUAUUUUAGUGCUGAUUAUGUCCAGGAUUGGAGUUUUUGUUGCUUGUCCUACAAAAUGUCGACCCUGGAAAGCUUUCAAGGCAUGAUUGUAAGCAGUCGAAGUGAUAUAUAUAUAUCAAGUCUAGACGCUAAUAUGCAGCAGUGAGUGCCCUCGUUACUUAUUUAACAAAUCGGGUGUCCCAAGCUGGGGAGGUUCAGAUCUACCGAGCUGGUCUAUCGGAAAUUGCAAAGUGUUUGACCACCAUUGCAAAGAUGCCUAAAUUCAUUAAAUCAAGUGCGCCAGACAUUGCAUUGGCAGUUUUUCGUCUUCCAGAUAACAAACAGUCUCUAAACGACUUUCCCCAUUCUACACGACUAAGCCUCCUACAACUCCUCCAGUGUUUACUAGAACUAUAUCCUACAGCACUUAAGACUUCCAUGGGCAGUGCGUUUAUUAAUGGCAUGGCUUCGAUGGCGGCAGUUGAAAGGAAUCCAUCUUGUAUCCUCGUCAUUUUCAAAAUUUACAGACAAUUAGGCACGAGUUGGGAUAUAGACCCCGACGAGGCCGAAACUAUGUUUAGCUCGUUCUUCCGUUAUUUCCCCAUUACUACCACUAAAUCAGCGACGCCAUUAAAUCCAGAAGAGGACCUCAAAUGCGGUCUUUUGAAUUGUUUAACAUCCAACGAAGGUUUUGCUUCUUUUGUUUUUCCAGCGUUAUUCCAGAAAUUAGACUCUGAAAGCGUUAGGGCAGAUGUCAAGGUAGUAAAUUCGUCUUCCUCAAUAUUCUUACAUGCUAACUUUUUAGAUCGAUGUAUUCGAUGCUAUGCUUGAAUGCAUACGCAACUAUACUAAUGUUUCGGAAUUCUCAACCACAAUAUGGGAUACUCUGAAAUGGGAGGUUUGGAACGGCGAAAAUGAUGAUUUUAUUAAUCGUUCCAUAGAAAAUAUUGCUGCGGUUGCCAGUCAACUAAGCCGACAGUCUUCUAACAUUAAAGACGAUAACGAUAAGUUGGCCAAAUAUGUCAACCAUAUUACUCAAGAAUGCAUUACGAUAUUUACCGACGAUACAAAGAAGAGAAUGAUUCUCCCAUGUGCUCGUAUUCUAAGCAAAAUCGCAAGCACCUCCCCACACGCUUUCGCCCUCACUUUUAAGAACACACUGCCAACCCUUUUCACAUUAUGGCAUCGACUGGAUACUAUAGGCGACAGGGCACGAUUGGUCGCGUCUUUAAACAUCAUCCUUGAAACACGUUCAAACAUUUCAAAAUCCGAGAAUGCACAUGUGGUUUCGGGUACGACCGUCAUGGAUGAAGGUUUCGACGGCUUCCGAGGAAGUCUUGUUGAAAUAUACUUUGAGGAAGAUUUCGACGGCUUCCGAGAAAGUCUUGUUGAACUAUACUUUGGCGCCAUGUCCGGGUCGAGUGAUCUCGAUUUACAGAUUGCCACCACUAAAGGCCUCACACUUUUGGCCACAAUCCGCAACAAUUCCGUGAACCGACCGUUUUUAAAUUCUUUCGAGCAAGGAACAAUUAUUGAAAAGCUCAAUGAGACCGCCUUUGAUAUGAAAGUAGCCGAGGAGCUUCGCACGUUGGCUGUUACUUCCCUUUCCACCUUGUCGGUUCAAUAUCCAGACAAUUUUAUCAAUAUCACGCUUCCAAAUUUUGUUGGAAGACUUCCGGAUCAGUUGAAACCAGAAGAUGAUGACGGGUCUGAUUUCCCCCGCAUAGUCGGGCUUUUGGACUCCCUUGUGGAUAUUGCGUGCAAAUCAACUUGUCAACGUGAAUUGGAUGCCCCCGACUCCGAUUCCAAGCUUCAUUUGAAAUUUAGAUUAUUCACCGCUUUGCAGUCUGAACUGGUGACGAGAUUUACCCAACACGCUUCCAAAAAUGCAGCCCAGAAAUCAUAUCAAAUGGCUAUUUUAGCCGCAAUUUAUCGAGGAUUGCAAGUGUUUGAUGACGCACUUGCCAAUGAUAAGACCAUGGGAGAACUCUCCUCAAACGCCGAAAACACUAUCGAUCCUUAUGCUUUUAUCGCCAUCGCAUUAUUUAAGCGAGUCAUUGGGCUAUUUCAGCAUGAGACUGGCAACUUAAAAGGUAGUUGGUUUGUUGGCAUCUCCGAGGCUGAUAAGGGGGGAUAUUUCGAUGAUUCCGUUGUUGCACUUGUUGGAACAAUUGGGACGUAUAUACUUCGAUCCAAUACCACCUCGCAUGAGAAUAACUUUUUGCUCAAAGCAAAUGCAGAAAAUCCAACUGAGCCAAGUCGAGUUUGGACUUUGUUCAACUUUGGAGCCCACACAAGAGCGGAUCUCGGUGUUUGUCAGCAAGACCUUCGCAGUGGCCCUUUUAACAAAUGUUCCGCCAACAUUCUUUCCACAGCCUUAAUAGCUGGAAUCCGUAAAGAAGUGAGCUCAUUCUGUACUUUUCUCCACAUUAACUUUAGCUGAUUUGUUUUAGGAUGCGGGUUGGUUAGGUCUCGCUGCUCACGAAACCGCCAAGUCAAUGCUUUUGAACGCCAUUUCUGUAGAAAACAACUGUUCAAGACCAGCUCGAGUGAGUAUGUUACAAAUGCUUCAACUCCUUGUCAACAAAUUCGGUGCAGACAAAAAGUCAUUUGAGGAUGGAAAAUUACUUCACGAUGUCAUGCUUCAGCUAGUCAAGGAAGCAAUCUCAAAGCCGGACCCAGAAGCAUACCAAAUCUAUCAAGCCUUGGCUUAUUUUGCUGCUGCAGCAGUGGCAGCAUAUGAGCCAUGCAGUACGGCACUUAUCGACGCCAUGAUGCAAGGCGUUUCUGACCCAAAGCGCGGCCGGAAGAUCGCUCAAAGCUUCGCAAUCCUUCUGGCUCCAUCCAAUAUCAUGAACGGUAGCAACUUUUGUACCCUUCGUCCCCUUCGAUUUGGUCGCCUUUACAGUACCAGCGUUAAUCAACUCAUCGCUCUCUGGCGAUCUAAUGAAAACAGUCGUAUUAAAGAAAACUGCCUCAUUGCCCUUGUUGGUAUUCUUCGAUAUAUGCCAGCAAAGAUCUUGCAGGACAAUGCCGCACAAAUUCUUCCCAUUGCUCUAGCUGGUACCGAUGUCCCAGAUAAAGCCACAAAAGAUGCAGGCAUGAACAUUAUGAUCGUCUUAAUGCCCGAGAAUCCUAGCUUGAUUGAAGAACACCUCGAUUCGAUCAUCAAUCGCAUGACGGAUCGUACCCACAACACAUACGAUUCCCCCUCGGAUGCUACUGUGGAAGCAAGAUCUAAGGCUCUGGACGUACUUGGUAUGCUUCCAACUUUGGUGGAGAAUGGACUUCUCUUGAAGAGAAAAAAUGCUGUGCUGAAGGAACUCGGUAUUGCACUAGACGAUUGUUCUAGAGAGGUUAGGAUGAGGGCUGAUAGAUGUAAAAUGAUUUGGUUCAAUUUGUAAUUUGAGCUUUACACUAGCAUGGAACGGUGUUGAGAGGCUACAUUGGGCUUGUGUCAUUGCAUCUACUUGUUUCGGGCGCAGUAAUGGUAGGCAUGAAAUUGGGCGGUGCGGCUUUCUGAGAUCAGGUGGAUGUUAAAUGAGUAGAUUAUAUCAUUAAAUGAUGAAGUAGAGCAAAAGUGAAUAGGAGAGAUAAAUAGAGAAAAUCGCAGAUCUUAAC
Messenger RNA from Sclerotinia trifoliorum, 4774 nucleotides. NCBI's taxonomy places the organism in Eukaryota, Fungi, Ascomycota, Leotiomycetes, Helotiales, Sclerotiniaceae. The record is from the annotation of a GenBank genome assembly.